Molecule: messenger RNA, 1096 nt
Organism: Solanum dulcamara
Lineage: Eukaryota; Viridiplantae; Streptophyta; Magnoliopsida; Solanales; Solanaceae
Exons: 4
Coding region: 15-557 (180 amino acids)
Source: RefSeq, a predicted model, not a curated record
CACAAUCUCGUCGUAUGAAGAUGAUAGCCGCGUUUCAGUAUCAGAUAAUGAAGCUUAAGGUUGUUAGACAACGACGAUCAAAGAGCUUCUUCAUUCCCGAUUGCCGGCAAAUGAGCUCAGGCAAGCCAGCAGCGUCUACCAAUUCUCGGACAACGUUUUGCAGGUCCACUAUGGUUUCAACUUCAGCUUCAUCGUCGUCUUGUGUGUCCACUGACUCUGUCUUCAGCGGCAUUUCCAGCGCGCAAAGUCUCGCGGCUGAUAGAGUGAGUCGCCGGCAGAGAGACAGUCUGUUGACUAAGGAGUUGAACCCAAAUGCACCGCCUUACCUGCGCCGCCGAGCCGAAGCCAUCUUGAGGGUGUUGUCCCAUGGUUCCAUUACUGAAAUUAGGAUUCGCCAGCUGAUUGGCAAUAGCCCUGACACCAGCAAAGCCUUAAGAAUGAUGCUGAAGCAAGGAAAGGUGAAGAGAUCAGGAGCAGGGGGUCCCUCAGAUCCUUACAUUUACGUGGUUAAUUUAGCUUUAGCAAAUAACACUCAGUCAGCUCUGAAACAGGUGUAAAUCAAGUUACUUAUUCAUAUGGAAUAAACAAUUUUUGCGCAAAACCACUUGAAGAUUAUAUUAAUGAGAUGAAGUUGCUGCCCAGCUUUCUGACCAGGUAUGCUCAUUGUUAGCCAAACGUAUCCAUGCCAAAUGUGGAGUUGUUUUGUGUCUCUUGCACUGGUAAUGUCAGAGAAAUGAAUCUUUGACAUGUUCGAAAACUUGGUAUUAUCUGUGUUCAUAUAUGUUAAUGCUGUGGAUUUGUUGUCUUUACCAUUCUGGAAUAGAUGUCAUAAUAUUUUGUUAUUGGUCAGAAUAUAUGUAUGCAGCAAGUGAACCAAAUAUCUUGUUUUUUUGGGUCACUGAGUGGUUUUUACUUUAGCUAUAUAUGAGAUUUGAUUGCCGUCCUUUCAUACUCUUCAUGCUGUUUUGCCAAACCCAUCAUUUUACUAGGUGACAAUGUCGGUCGAUUAUAGUAGCAAACAUUUGGCAGUUUAUAUUCAUUUUGUGCUUGCUAAGUUACAAGAGCAUUCAUAGCUUUUUGCUGACAAUUUAGCUAA